Diatraea saccharalis (sugarcane borer) is the source of this 1203-nucleotide messenger RNA. NCBI's taxonomy places the organism in Eukaryota, Metazoa, Arthropoda, Insecta, Lepidoptera, Crambidae. The record is from the annotation of a GenBank genome assembly.
AUGGCGAAGGGUUAUACUAUAACCAGGGGCCGCCUCAAAGUGGGCUUCACCGUGAGACUGACUAUAUUCAUGUGUUGUUACAUCGUUACUUACAUGGUACUUUUCAUCUAUCAAGCUAAGGCUUUCGAUCCAGGCGAAGUACUGUACUUGUAUGAAAGUCCAGCCGGCUACGGACUCAUAGUGUUGCGAAUAAUGGCUUGGUGCGUGUUCGCUUACUCGACAUUUUUCACUGUCAAAAAAUAUCCAGAGAAGAAUGCUUUCUACUGUCCGUUCUCCAUUUGUGGCACUCUAUGGUUCUUCGCGGGACCACUUUUUAUACUUACAGCAAAUUCUUAUAUAGAUAAAUGGGUGCGCGAGAGUGUGGUUAUUGCAGUAUUAAUGUUUAUCACAUUCAGUGGACACAUAAUGUUUUUGCUGUUGACUUUACCAGUUUUUGCAAACAAAAAUUUUCCCUAUCAUGUGAGGACGACACAAGUGGGGGUUAUGGAGGUAACAGGAAGUUCCGCACUUGACGGAUUCGGCCCUAAUCCUUACCAUCCGAGCAACGGUACACCUCAGACGGUCAUCAUCCCUCUUACAAGAAGAACGGAAGAACUGAUAGGCAACAUGUACAAUCAGUAUAUGGCUUCGGCACCCCCUCUUUCAAUAGAAAACGGCACUCCUAAACUAAACGGGAUGCCAAAGAGUUUAGACUCAAUAUCAAGCCAAAACGGCAUUUCGAAACAAGACAGCACAGAAACAAACGCAUCUGACGACAUCAAACCAACACUCAAUGAAAGAGACAGGGAGAUAUUCACAGUAGAAAGUCAUAUAUCGAAAAGAGAAACGGUGUUGCCCGCUGAGGCACCUGUGUUACCGCAUGAAAAUAAUUAUAGUAACGGGGAGAUCGCCAAGGAGUUUUCUAGGGGUGAUUUGCCAAACGUUUUGAGGUCCAGAAGGAAUAUUCUGGAGCCUAUAAAAGAUGCACCGGUGCCGACUUGGUCUUUAGCGAAAGGGCCAUGCGUAGUUGCUAUGCAAAAGAAAAUCGUCAGUGAUGAAGACGAUUCCGAAUCGAAUGUCUCUUUAUCGAACGGUAAGAAAGUGCCUCCAGUAAGGAACGGGUUGCAACUACGUUCUGGAGAUAUAUCCACCAUACACGAGGGACGCGUGCAAACAUACUCGCGUACUAUGGAUUUGUUUAACGCUACUAGUGGCAACGGUUGA